Molecule: messenger RNA, 2629 nt
Organism: Aspergillus alliaceus
Lineage: Eukaryota; Fungi; Ascomycota; Eurotiomycetes; Eurotiales; Aspergillaceae
Product: putative protein kinase
Exons: 1
Coding region: 212-2428 (738 amino acids)
Biological process (GO): protein phosphorylation
Molecular function (GO): protein kinase activity; ATP binding
Source: RefSeq, a predicted model, not a curated record
AGAACAAAGUAUAUAUGCUCAACACUCCACGACAUAGCCCUUGCGAUAAUUCGGUUGUACUACGAGGCAUGGAGGCUUUCUAAACCCUAGCAAAAAUUAUUGCUGUGUCAUUGGACAACGCUAUUAGAUGGCCAGUGUCAUGUUCUUACAUGGCUCCAACGCCACCGCGAACCUGAUGCUUCUACCAGUUUUGAAUUAGAUCAUUUGCAAGAUGUCGAUGUUCAUGUCAGCUGCGGAGAUCUCUUCCGACUCCGAGUCUAGCGAUUCUAGCUCUGAUAAAACCGAACAAGAAACGAUCGCUCCAUCAAGCAGAUCUACCGCCAAGGAGCCUAAGCCUACCCGAACGGGAACAAAGUCCCCUUCCCUCUUGGAAGGAUUCGGCUUUGAAACACCGACCACUAAUGCAAGCAAAAACAAUGAGCUUGGUGCUGACAUUGAAGGUCAUUCUAACAUGAUGACGGCUGCUCUCCUCGAAUUCUACUGCCUUAGCCGGGCUGCCGAUCUUCUUAACGCACAAAAAGGUUCACAGAAGCAGUACACACGUGACUCGCCCGAAGUUCAGUACCUUGGGAAAAAGAUGUAUAAUUAUAAGUCACAGUUUCUAUCCUCGCAUGGUGUCAUUGCCGGAGGAAUUGACGAUGACGAUUUGCAGAUAACAAGACAGUAUUACCGGGACAACCUUGAUGUUCUUGGUAUGUCGGCACUAGAGGACCUCAAUAUAGACGAUACGCAGCGACGAGUGCUAUCACGCAGAACAACCGGAGACAUUGUUUUAGCUUCGAAGACCAAUGCUGUGCAGCCUAAUUCGGAUCAGGGGUAUGCAGGACCUUCGAACCGGAGGCUGUACAGACCUGGUCUUGCAGACAUCGGGAAAAGACUUCCCAGCACAGAGAAUAUCAAGGCAUUGGAAAGUGUUCAUCUUGACGUAGGGAGCCUACCCAGGCAACCAUUGCCCCUUACAGGGAGCUCACCUGCAAGUUUUCCAUUAUUUGAUAUCAAUCUACCGACGCCCCAUAAUCGCAUGUCACGUUAUGCGAUGGAGUUCUCUGAAGUAAGAGUCCUCGGUCGCGGGUCCUUUGGAGAGGUGUAUCAUGUCAAAAAUCAUAUCGACGGGCAGGCGUAUGCAGUGAAGAAGAUCCCUAUCAGCCAAAGGCGGCUCGAGCAGCUACAAGAUGGUAGCGAGAAUCAGCUUGAAACCAUCAUGAAGGAGAUACGAACACUUGCUCGACUUGAGCACACCAACGUUGUCCGUUACUACGGAGCUUGGGUGGAACAAGCGCAUGUAUCUGGUUAUGUACGACCCAACCACCAAGAAUCUGUUGGCCUCGAAAGUGUGGACACCCAAAGCGCUCUGGCCGGUCCGGAACCAAGCGACAGCCAGAGCUUCGGAAUCGUAUUUGAACACUCUAACGUUUCAGCCCAAACUAUUGACGACGAAGAGGAUACCGAAUCAAUUCCUCGCGACUUUGACAAUUAUACCAAUAGCCAGGUAUCUACGUUUGGCGGGACCGAUGAUGAUAUUUUCACGGAUGGGUUAAGUUACGAUCCAUCUAAGCUGCAGAUACAGCGGCGACAUCGAGGCGGGCCUCAAGUUCCUGCAGUGAUUUUGCAUAUUCAAAUGUCACUGCAUCCCAUUUCACUUAACUCAUACUUGAACCCGCAAUCUUGCGAGGUUAAUGAUAGCCAGAUACCGCGGCGACAUUGUUAUCACUUGGUACCAUCUCUGAAACUCAUGCUACGUAUCAUAUCAGGUGUCGAAUAUCUUCACUCUAAAGGCAUAGUUCAUCGUGACCUCAAGCCUGCCAACAUCUUUCUCUCGUGCCCUGAAUAUAAGGACUCGGAGGGGUGUCCUCCUUGCCAAUUAGAUACUGGGUGUGCGUCCUGGUACUCUCACCCUCGAAUAGGCGAUUUCGGGCUAGUUGCCGAUAUCUCACACUUCAACGAGCAUCACUUAAAUAGCCCCAGCACGUCCUUACAGCAUGGCGUGAAGAUGAACCGUGUUGUCGGAACGGAAUUCUAUCGUCCACCUUUGAUCAAUGACGCGGUUGAAAAUUCGGAGAACAUUGGGGACUCUUACAAAAUCGACGAGUCUCUAGAUGUCUUUGCACUCGGGGUGAUCUUUUUCGAACUUUUGUAUCGCUUGGACACUAAGAUGGAACGCCAAUUCGUUCUCGGGGAACUGACACGCUGUCAACAUGAUCAGUCGACAGGAUCCGGCUUGGGGCGUCCGUCUUUUCCUUGCGACUUUGCACAGAAAAUUCAUAUGGGAAACGAAAUGCUAGAUGAGAAAGUAUCUAUCUCAGAGGCAAUAAUGGCCUGCUUAAGUGGCAUGCUGGAACCACUUACUCAGAAGCGUUGGCGCUGUUCAGAUGUCAAGAAGCAUUUGCAAACUAUUCUAGCUGUUGCUCAGACGGCAUCCACCUCUUAGUUGGGCGAGUUUUACAAACUAUAGAUAUGCGACGGAAACAUUUGUUCUUCUGCUGCAUUUUUUCUGUACAUGUGCUGAAUUGUCUGAGUUAUACCCGGGAGUUCAAACCCACCAGAGCGGUACUAUGAGGUACAUAAUAUUUACAAUCUAGAUCACUUCUCUCACUCUUGAAUAUUUUAUUCCUCCAGUCUUUCUGCUCCU